Messenger RNA from Nilaparvata lugens (brown planthopper), 1417 nucleotides. RefSeq lists its product as uncharacterized. The record is from RefSeq and is a predicted model, not a curated record. Lineage: Eukaryota; Metazoa; Arthropoda; Insecta; Hemiptera; Delphacidae. The transcript has 3 exons. The coding region runs from base 215 to 1417 and encodes 400 amino acids.
UUUUCACCAAUUCCAACACGAGUUCCAGCAAGGAGACUCCUGGACGAACCUCUCGAAAAAAUCUUAAGUGGCCUCGAACCAGAACAGUCGACAUCUGAUGUGCCGAACCAACUAGUUCCAGCGACCCACAAUAUCAGUGCUCCACGUCCGGACCCUCCACAUCACCUGCAACCUCAACUUCAAGAACUUCACGGAUCUCACCAACUUGAAAAAGAUGCUGACCAGAAUGAUGCUGAUAGGCCUACUGCUGGCCCUAGUAAUCAAACUCAGAGUCCACGGAUAUGAGCUCACGGACUUAACAAAUACAGCCGGAGCAAUCCCAAUUAAAACAUGUAGCGAUGUUUUUUCUAACACAUCUCAUGCACACAUUCACACUAUAAAUAUAACAGCUCUAGGUUACGAAAUUGACGCACUUUCCCUAAAUGCUAAUUCUAUAACCAACUCUUCUAUCGAUAAAACGCUCCUUCAAACGCUAUUUCAACAUUUCACUUACCUAUCCAAUAAAAUGGAGCAUGUAAAAGCUUAUAAAAUGCAAAGUAAACACAAACGAGGUAUUUUCAAUGGUCUAGGUACAGCAAUAUCUUGGAUCACAGCUAACAUGGACGCUAAUGACAAAGAACAUUAUAAUUCAAUUGUCAGUGAAAUAGAAAAUAAUGAACAGAUAAUCCAGAAAAACCUGGACUCACAAAUUAUUUAUAAUCAUAGGUUAACAGACAAAUUUAAUGACAAUAUGAAAAUUAUUCAAAGCAACAACGCUGUUUUACAGGAUUUUUUACUGAAAGCCUCACAUGAAAUCAAUGUCAUUGAACGUCUUCAACAAUAUUCUCUUCUAUUAGCAAGUGUGUCUCUUCUUGAGCUUCAUGUAAAUGAUAUUGUGGGAAGUCUGGAAUUUUUUAAAAGGAAUAUUCUACAUUCUAGUAUUUUAUCUCACUCAGAAAUAUCUUCAAUAAUUUUAAAUACUCCCGAUAAUUUGGCAUCACGAGACGCUUCCGUGCUAUGGCAGAUCUCAAACGUGCAUUGCGCACUUGGUAAUGAUUUAUUGACUUACUUCAUUCAAACUCCUAUUGAAACCUUGUUAUUAGAUUCUUAUUUUAUUAUUUCGUAUCCAAUUACGCCCAACGCAAAACUGACAGAUUACAGAGAGUAUACAAUGAAAAUCAACAAAUCUAUUGUAUCCUAUUGUAAAGGCGAAUUGUAUGUUCUAGACGAUAGUGUUUUAAUCUCUAAUACUAGACAACAGUUGCCGAAUACGGGAGUUUCCAUGAAAACUGCUUCGACCAACCCCAAAUUCAAGACACCAAUGCACACCACCGAAACGGGUGUUGAGCAUAUGGACGAAAAAGAUCAAAUCAUUGCUGAAUUGACCAAGCGAAUUAAUUUUUUAGAGCUAAGCAUGAACAACAACAACCCAGGUUAA